Molecule: messenger RNA, 1299 nt
Organism: Sphaeroforma arctica JP610
Lineage: Eukaryota; Ichthyosporea; Ichthyophonida
Exons: 2
Coding region: 144-1028 (294 amino acids)
Molecular function (GO): FMN binding
Source: RefSeq, a predicted model, not a curated record
UCAUAAUCCACGCAGAGUAAUGCACACCAAAUAUCCAGCGCAUAACACUAUUCUGACUCCCUAUAUAUCGGUCGAUCUAAGGAGCGCCACAUCACAGACUAACAUCUCCCUUGCACACACGAUUGAGACCGAGAUAGGAGCGAAUGUCAGUGAGGGGCGUAUUCAGUGUGGCCUACAGUUCUGGUGCGCCGCGCAUAUCAUCAUUCUCUGCGAAGGCAACUGCCAGUAAUAUAUGUUAUUUUCUCACACUACGAAGAACUGCUCGGAGUAUAAUUCGCGGUGUAAGAUUAUCACCCUCUCGAGACACUCAUACGCACAGAAAAAUGGUGUCAGAUAGCAACAGUAACACUGGGUUGACCGAUAUCGGGUCCCAGACCAAGCAUGGUAUAACCAACGAAUCCCUCGUGACGUGGAGAGCACGCAUUGACGAAUCAAUCGCCAAGUCGAGGAAAGUCCGAGGGGGCAACUUUGUGCAGAUAUGUACAGUGUACAAUAAUGAACCACGGUGUAGAACUGUGGUGUUUCGUGGAUUUCAGAAGCUGCCGAUCGAUAACCCGGUUGGAGUGCAGUGUGGAGGCAAGCCAUGUGUUAUGAAAAUGAUUACAGACAACCGGUCCAAUAAAGUGUCCCAGGGCACAGCCAACAGUGCGGCAGAGUUGGUGUGGUGGUUCCAACAGUCAAACGAACAAUACCGUAUAAAAGGCCAGCUGGUGUUUGUGGGGAGUGGGGACUUUGCAAACGAUGAUAGUAAAGAGAUCGUCACGGCUCGCAAGGAACAGUGGGGUAACCUCAGUGAUUCCGCUCGCGAACAGUUCUACUGGCAAGCCCCUGGACUGCCAUAUACAGGUGAGUCUCCUGUGCCGAAAGGGGGCCGCGAUGCAGAAGGCAAGAUCAUGGAUGUUCCCGACACCUUUCUACUGCUGUUGCUGCAACCAAGCCAGGUGGACUACUUGCGAUUAGGCGACAAUUAUCGCCAGAUCGAUGUGUUGUCCGGUGAGGAGUGGAUUCAGCAACGAGCGAAUCCGUAGCUCAUCGAUCGAUAGCAUAGUGCAUAAUAAUAAUAGUAUUGAGAAUUGUUCUGUGACGUGUUUAUGUAAAUGGUAUGCCGAUUUAUCAAUAUAUAUGGUAUGCGGAAUGGCGGAUAUGUGGCCGAUACCUUACUGCACCUUGUAUGGGUCCAAGGAAGUGACACGAGUGUGCAAUUAGAACUAUGUAUGUCAUGCGAUUGACCAGUAUGUCGAUCUGACAAUUUGUUAUGUGUACAUGUGCAAUAAAAUAAAUAGAGUGAAUCAUUUGCUG